AACAGGAGGCCGCGGCGUCGCCCGCACUCCAAGAAGCCCUUCCCGGAGGCCGGCGCGCCCAGCCGCUCUUUCCCAUCCGCGGCGCCGCUCCCAAGUGCGGGAUUAUGUUCGUCUCCUUCUCCCUGUGCUCCAUCGUUUGGCUGAAUCGUGGCUUCAAGCUCAGGAAAAGGGGCUGCACUUAAGUGCGCGGGGCCUCCCGCGCCGGGGUCCCGCCUCGCGCAGAGCCGCCGGCAGCCCAUGGGCGAGAGGUGCCCCUGAGGUGCCAACGAUCCCCCCGCCGAGGAUGGGCAGCACCGACGGCUUCCAGUACCGCGCGCUCUACCCCUACCGCAAGGAGCGCGACGAGGACAUUGACCUGGCGCCCGGGGACAUCUUGGUGGUGAGCAAGGGCGCCCUGCAAGCCCUGGGCUUCAAGGACGGCGACGAGCAGGCGCCCCACCAGAUCGGGUGGAUCCUGGGCGUCAACGAGCGGACCAAGCAGAAGGGAGACUUCCCCGGCACCUACGUGGAGUACGUGGGGCCCGUGAAGAUCUCCGUCCCCGCGCACCGGCCCCGCGUGCAGAGGCCGCUGCCCGCGGCGCCGGCUGCCGGUGCCGGCCGCUUGCCGGAGGCUCCGGAGCAAGGAGCUCCUCUCCUGGAGCUGCAGGAGCAGUUCGGCCCUCCGGACGUCGCUCCGCCGUUGCUGCUGAAGCUGGUGGAAGCCAUCGAGAGGAAAGGGUUAGACAGUGAGAUGCUCUACAGGACGGCUGGCUCCGAGCUGCGGCAGGCUCUGAAAAACGAUUGGAGCCUGGGCGACCUGGAGCCCUUCGACGUGCACGCGCUGAGCGAGGCGCUGCGGGGCUACCUGCAGGACCUGCCGUCCCCCGUGGUGCCCGCGGCCGCGCACGGAGACCUCCUGCGCAUCCUGCAGGAGAUCCCGCAGGCGGAGAACUGUCGGAAGCAGCUGCUGCUGGCCCUGGAGUGCCCCGCGGUGCCGCUGCAGAACGCGCUCACCCUGCAGUUCCUGCUGCGGCACCUGGGGAAGGUGUCACAGCAGGCAGAGAGCAACGGCCUCCACCCUCGGGCCCUGGCUGAGAUUUUCGGCCCGCUUCUCCUCCGGCUGCCUGGCCCCAGCCCCGAGCUGAGCCCUGACUUCCCUGUGCUCUUCCUGGAAACGCUCCUGCAGACCAAGGAGUUGGAGCAGGAGCAGUUGCCUCCAGCUCUGCCUCCGAAACCGCCCAAGCCAAAGCCGAGCGCGGCCAGCCUGGCCAACGGGAGCAGCGUGUCCUUGCAGGACGCCGAGUGGUACUGGGGUGACAUCUCCCGGGAGGAGGUGAACGAGAAGCUGCGGGACACGCCGGACGGCACCUUCCUGGUGCGCGAUGCCUCCAGCAAGAUCCAAGGGGAGUACACGCUCACGCUCAGGAAGGGAGGCAAUAACAAGCUCAUCAAGAUCUUCCACCGGGAAGGGAAGUACGGCUUCUCGGAGCCGCUGACUUUCGGCUCCGUGGUGGAGCUCAUCACUCACUACCGGCACGAGUCGCUCGCCCAGUACAACGCCAAGCUGGACACCAGGCUGCUCUACCCCAUCUCCAAGUACCAGCAGGACCAGGUGGUCAAAGAGGACAGCGUGGAGGCCGUGGGGGAGCAGCUGAAGGUCUAUCACCAGCAGUACCAGGACAAGAGCUGGGAGUACGACCUGCUCUACGAGGAGUACACCCGCACGUCCCAGGAGCUGCAGAUGAAGAGGACGGCGAUCGAGGCCUUCAACGAGACCAUCAAGAUCUUUGAGGAGCAGUGCCAGACGCAGGAGAAGUGCAGCAAGGAGUACAUCGAGCGCUUCCGGCGCGAGGGCAACGAGAAGGAGGUGCAACGCAUCCUCAUGAACUCGGAGAAGCUCAAGUCUCGCAUCACAGAGAUCCACGACAGCAAGAUGAAGCUGGAGCAGGACCUGAAGAAACAGGCCUCGGAGAACCGCGAGAUCGACAAGCGCAUGAACAGCCUCAAGCCCGACCUCAUGCAGCUGCGCAAGCUGCGGGACCAGUACUUGGUGUGGCUGACGCAGAAGGGAGCCCGACAGAAGAAAAUCAACGAGUGGCUGGGCAUCAAGAAUGAGACGGAGGACCAAUACUCCAUGAUGGACGACGAGGAGGAGCUGCCGCACCACGAGGAGCGGACGUGGUACGUGGGCAAGAUCAACCGGCUGCAGGCGGAGGAGAUGCUGUGCGGCAAGCGCGACGGCACUUUCCUCAUCCGCGAGAGCAGCCAGAAGGGCUGCUACGCCUGCUCCGUGGUGGUGGACGGCGACACCAAGCACUGCGUCAUCUACAAGACGGCGACGGGCUACGGCUUCGCCGAGCCCUACAACCUGUACGCCUCGCUCAAGGAGCUGGUCCUGCACUACAAGCACACGUCCCUGGUGCAGCACAACGACUCGCUGAAUGUCACCCUGGCUCACCCGGUGCUCGCCCAGGCGCCCGCCCGAUGAGGCGCUGCGUCGGCCGCCUCCAGCUGCUCCCCGGGGCGCCGCUUUCUGGCUCCAGCCUCUCGCACCCUGUGUAGUGGAGUCUGUGCUCCUGCCCCUGCAGAGCCUCUGAGAUGUGUGUGACCCUUCCUGGUGUCCCUUGUUGGUCAGUAGCUGAAACCCGGGGGGGCUGGCGGGCCACAAGGGCUGCGCUCCGGCGGCCAGGAGGCGGGAUGCACUUGGGAUGGAGCCGCCGUGGGGGAGCGCAGCCCCCUUUGCCCUUCCUCGUGAGCAGGUGAGACCCCCUAUGUGCACUCUGGAGCGGCUCAUCCCGCCCGCUCCGCUCCAGAACCUCCCUGGAUCCGCUGGCACCGAGGGCUGCAGCAUCUGCGUCCUCCGCUCUCGCUUCCUUCAGCCAUCCCGAGCCGGGGUCGGCACCAGGGGCCCCGCUCUUCCCUGCAGAGACUCCCAAGCCUCCCCGGCCCUGCCUCCUUCCCUGAUCCCAACUCUGAGCGCUGCUGUCCGGGCCGGGAGGCUCCCUCGGUGCCAGGCUCUGAGGCGCCUCUUGGUGCCCGUGUGUCUCCUGGCAGGACUUACAGGCCCCAUCCCUGCAUCCCUGCGUCCGCAGCGAGUCUCCUCCGCCAGCAUCACCCAUCGAAGCCGCCCGGAGCCCGGUAACCCCACAGCUACCAUGGGGUAACCCCACGACCGUGGCUGCCGUCGUCAUUCCACGGCCUCGGCGCCGCAUCCGCCCCGCCUGGAACGACGCACGCAGAGCACUUAGAACCACAAGUACUGUGCCGGGGGCACGGGGCAAGGAGGAGCUGGCGCUUCCAGGGCGGCCAGAGCGGCGGAGCCAUCCCUGCGGCUCCGGCAGCGCUUCCCUGCUGGAGAGGGUGCUGCGAGGUGAGGGCAGCGUUGGCAUCGGCUUCGCUGGCUUCCUGUGGCAUUAACUGUCCCGCGGGCUCCGCUGUCCCCGGCUUGUCCCGGGCUGCAGCUGCUCCCGGUUUUGGCUCGUGCGCUGGCACGGGGACACAGCGGGUCUGUGCGUGGCUGCCUGUGUCCCCUAGGGCCACCGGGGAUCCUGCUGUCCCCUGGGCUGCUCCCGCGGCACCGAGACCGGAGCUGCUGCUGCCGCGCAGCCCUCGGGGCUGCUCUCCCUUCCCUGCUCCCCUUCCCGGCUCCCGCCUCUCUCCAGCCCUGCGGGGCCCUUCAGGGCCCUGGCUCUGUCCUUUGGUGCUAUUGAGGUGCAACGUGGCAGCUCCCGGAUCCCGGGCAGCUCCGAGGGCGCAGGGAGAGGCCGGGCUGGGGGCAGCCGCGUGCGGGAACAUCCCGUCCCGUCGCAUCUUGCCAUGUCCUGGCGUGUCCUGACACGUCCCGCUGUGUCCCGGGAAACACGGCCGCUCCUCGUUCCACCCAUCCCGCAUGCAACAACAGGGACGAGUCCCUGGGGCGGCCGCCUCUUCCCUGCUCCAAGGAGCCCAGGGAACCGCGGCCUCUCUCCCGCCUCCACACGGAGGCCGGAGCCCCGGGCGGCCGGACCUUCCCCUUCGUCCUCUGC
Molecule: messenger RNA, 4004 nt
Organism: Nothoprocta perdicaria
Lineage: Eukaryota; Metazoa; Chordata; Aves; Tinamiformes; Tinamidae
Gene: PIK3R2
Product: phosphoinositide-3-kinase regulatory subunit 2
Exons: 15
Coding region: 284-2467 (727 amino acids)
Biological process (GO): insulin receptor signaling pathway; phosphatidylinositol phosphate biosynthetic process
Cellular component (GO): phosphatidylinositol 3-kinase complex
Molecular function (GO): protein binding; 1-phosphatidylinositol-3-kinase regulator activity
Source: RefSeq, a predicted model, not a curated record